Molecule: messenger RNA, 909 nt
Organism: Arabis nemorensis
Lineage: Eukaryota; Viridiplantae; Streptophyta; Magnoliopsida; Brassicales; Brassicaceae
Source: the annotation of a GenBank genome assembly
AUGAUUUCGCCGCCGGUUGAUCGGACCGAUAACGGUGAAUCCGCCAUGGUUUCCGGUGAAUCUCAGAGAUCUGUUCCGACCCCGUUUCUAACCAAGACUUUUAACCUCGUCGAAGAUCCUUCCAUCGACGAUAUCAUCUCCUGGAACGAUGAUGGUUCUUCCUUCAUCGUCUGGAAUCCAACUGAUUUCGCUAAAGAUUUGCUUCCUAAACACUUCAAACACAACAAUUUCUCAAGCUUCGUUCGUCAGCUCAACACUUACGGAUUCAAAAAACUUGUUCCCGAUCGUUGGGAGUUUUCGAAUGAUUUCUUUCGGAGAGGUGAGAAACGUCUUCUCCGCGAGAUCCAACGACGGAAAUUAACUGCUCCGUUGCCGGAAGUUGUUCAGAGAAUACAGACGGUUAAACCGAUUGUAUCUCCGUCUAAUUCAGGGGAAGAUCAAGCGGUUUCUCCCUCGUCUUGGUAUUGUCAAACCGGAACCGGAAAUGGUGGUUUAAUAUCGGUUGAGUUAUUAGAAGAGAACGAGAAGCUUCGGAUUCAGAACAUACAGCUUAAUCGUGAGCUUACUCAGAUGAAAUCUCUCUGUGAUAACAUAUUUAACCUAAUGUCGAAUUACGCCGGAUCUCAGCCUGAUCGGAGCUAUUCUCCGGGAAGGAGUAGUAGUCACGACGCGAUUAAACCGGUUGAGUUUUUACCGGCGAAGCGAUUUUCAGGUGAGACUGAGGUUGUGGUUGUGGAGGAAGAAGCGAGCCCGAGGUUGUUCGGUGUUCCGAUUGGGCUUAAACGGACGAGAAGUGAAGGAGUUCAGGUGAAGACGACGGUGAGGGAAGAGAAAACCGGCGGAGGUGUGGAGGAGACGACGCCGUGGCUUAGACAUUAUAAUCGGGCCAAUCAGAGAGUCUGUAAUUAA